GAUACAUUCAAAAACCUUCUAUUGGCGAAAAAUCAAAUGCAGUGACAAUGGAAAGUUUCACAGAGUCUAUUGCCAGUCGAUCCACAAAACUUAACCAGCUUAUUUUGGGAAGAUCUAAUUUGAACAUACCUCAGCCACAUCUGACAAGUAGAGACACACUUCUGGAUGCACUGGUGGCUUUGUAUGAUGAAUGCAACAAUGAACAGUUGAGAAGAGAUAAGCAAGUGGCUACAUUUGUGGAAAGAUUUCGAAGUGUGAUACGUGAAGUAAAGCGUCUUCGUGUCAAUAUUACUGACUUUGAGGUGAAGAAGAUUAUUGGAAGGGGACAUUUUGGAGAGGUGCAAGUUGUGAGAGACAAGCAAGCAGGCGAUGUAUAUGCUAUGAAGGUUCUAAGAAAAGGAGAAACUUUAUCCCAGCAAAAUGUUGCUUUUUAUGAAGAAGAGAGAGAUAUUAUGGUGAAGGCUGCUAGCCCUUGGAUCACUCGACUACAAUAUGCUUUUCAGGAUCACUUGAACCUAUACCUAGUGAUGGAGUUUCACCCUGGUGGUGACCUUCUGUCCCUUUUGGAUAGACAUGAUAACAUGUUAUCCGAAGAUAUGGUUAAAUUCUAUUUGACUGAAUUGGUCCUAGCCAUCCGGAGCUUGCAUACAAUGGGUUAUGUGCACAGAGACAUAAAACCUGAUAAUAUCUUGAUAGACCGAACAGGUCAUAUCAAACUAGCUGACUUUGGUUCUGCUGCUAAGCUCAGUGAACACAAUACGGUUACAAGUAGGAUGCCAGUUGGAACACCAGAUUAUAUUGCACCAGAAGUGCUGCUGGCCAUGAAUGGUGGACCAUCCAGUAGUACUGUUUAUGGAGUAGAGUGUGAUUGGUGGUCUCUUGGGAUUGUAGCAUUUGAGAUGCUUUAUGGGGCCACACCUUUCACAGAUGAUAAAGUGGUUGCAACAUACAGCAACAUCAUGAACUUUAAGAAAUCUUUGACUUUUCCUGAUGAACCAGAAAUAUCAGCACCAGCUAGAGAUCUGAUAAAAAGGCUCUUGAAAGAAGCAACUUUGCGUUUAGGAUACAAUGAACUUUGUGAACAUGAAUUUUUUGUUGAUAUGGAUUGGAACAACAUGCUUCAGACUGUACCACCAUUUGUUCCAAACAUCAGUAGUCAAGACGACACUUCAAACUUUGAUGAAUUUGAACACGAAGCUAUUAGGCCAUUGGGAGUAGAACUGAUGAAAAAUAAAGAAUUCAGUGGAAAAAACCUACCAUUUGUUGGCUUUACUUACACUAGCUGUCUCAGUUCCCAGUUUGAUAGGUCUGGUUUUUUGGAAGGAAGUUUCUCUUCUCCUGUUAAGUCUGUAAAUACAGAAGACUCUAAGAAAGAAUUACAUCUACUCCAGCAGGAGCUAUGUUCCUUGAAAAGCAAAGAGUCUGAGCAUCAAGAAGUAAUCAAACAGCUAAAAUUACAAUUGGAUCAGAAGGCUAAACAACAUCAGAAUGUAGAAGAGGAGAGAGAUUCCCUUCAGAAAGAUCUUGUACAGCAAGAGUCAGAAGUCAAAACAAUAAAAAGGCUAUUAGAAGUAGAAAGACAGGACAGAUCUAUAACAGAGAAGAAGGCUAUGGAAUUGAUGAAGGCUUUCAAACAAAAAUCCAAGGAGCGAGAAGAGAUGCUGAUAGAAGAAAUAAAGAAGAAACUGGAAGAGGAGAAAAAAAGAAGCAAUGAAUUAGAGAGUCAGCUGUCUUGUAGCCAGGAGCAGUUGAAACUCAAGACUAAUGAGAUCAGAGAGUUCCAGUUAGAAGCAGAACAGCUCAAGAAUCAGAUGAAAAAGGACCAAACUGUAAAAAAAGACCUAGAAAGUGACCUCACAACAGUGAAAAAAACAUUGGAAGAUUUACGUGUGAAAUUUGAAGUUGAAAAAAAAGCUAAAAAAGAAGCCCAAGAGCAGGUUGUAGGGCUGAAGAAUGCCAUGAUUCGUUUAGAGUCAGACUGGUCCACCAAAGAGGAUCUGAUGCAGCAGAAGAGUCAAGGAGAAGGUGCAACUGUUGUGGUGGCAGCUUCUGAAGUGACAAAGAUGGAAUCAAAUGAACAGCAGAAGGAACUUGAGAAGCUACAGAGUGAGUUUGAGGAAGAGAAAAAUCUAAGAUCAGAAUUGGAACUGAAGAUUUCACAACUAAAAAAUGAACUGAAAACUGCAAAUAGUGAAAGUGAAAAAAAAGAUGAAGAUUGGAGAUUCAAGGAACUAGAGUUUCAACAAAUGAUUCAGAAAUUAGAGGAAGAACUUCAGCAUAGUAAAGCUAUGAAACUGAAAUUCGAGAAAGAUAUACAGAAUAUGGAACUGAAAGAGAAAGAAUUGAAUAAUGUGAUAGCAAAUUUGCAAAAGUCUUUUGUUAUAAAGGAAAUAGGACCAUGUUCAUCAGAUCUUAAGCAGGAGAAUGCAUUCCUAACUACUAAGAUAGAGCAGACAGAGUCCCAACUAGAAAGAGUCCGAGAAAAUUUGGCCAAAGAAAGGGCUGGUCAAAAAGAACUUAGAGAACAGCUGAGAAAGAAACAAGACGAGCUAUCAGACAUCAAGAUGGAUGUAAGAAUCUCUCGCCGUGAAGCAAAACAGGCCGAGGACAUUGUGUCAACUCUUCGGGAUAGUAAUCGUCAACUCAGAGAGAAAUCUACCGUACUUGAAAAGGAGAAAAAUGAAUGGCAAGAGCAGGAGAAAACUUUGCAAGAGAAAAUAAUUCAGCUGGAAGCAGAUCUUCAAACUAAACAGAAAACUUUAGAUGAGCAGAAAAAUACAUUUAAGACAGAAAAAGCCAAGCUGGAAGAGAGAAUCAAAGCCUUGCGGGAGAAUUGUGGAACAACUAAAGAACUACAAGAGAAAUAUGCCAAAAGUCAAGGCAAAUAUGAGGAACUGAGUAAUCAAAUUCAGCUACUAAAAGACCAAGUCAGUGCUAAAGAACAUGAGAAAGAACAGUCAGUUAAAGAAUACAAUGAAAUUAAACAAGAACUUGCUGAAGAAAAGAAGAAAAUCAAGAGCUUGGAAGCAAAUAUAACCUUGUUGAAAUCUACCUGCACCAGUCUGGAAGAUCAGCUUAAAGACUAUGAUGUUGUGACAGACACACAAGAAGAAACUAUUGCAAAACUGGAAAGAGAAAAAGCUACACUAAAGAAAGAUAUUCAGUGCAUUGAAGAAGAAGUGAAGAAUUUGGAACUGUCACUUUCUAGGGAAAAGAAAGCUAGUGCAUCUUGCAUGGCUUGUUGUGGUCAAAGCAUUGAUACUGUAUUGGAAAACUUUCCAUGGAUAGAAGUUCCUGUUCCUGCUCUUGUUGGUGUGUGA
This is a messenger RNA of Limulus polyphemus (Atlantic horseshoe crab), 3320 nucleotides long. Its product is annotated as citron Rho-interacting kinase-like. Gene Ontology annotation, biological process: peptidyl-threonine phosphorylation; mitotic cytokinesis; actomyosin structure organization. The record is from RefSeq and is a predicted model, not a curated record. Lineage: Eukaryota; Metazoa; Arthropoda; Merostomata; Xiphosura; Limulidae. Gene Ontology annotation, molecular function: protein serine/threonine kinase activity; ATP binding. Gene Ontology annotation, cellular component: cytoplasm; cytoskeleton. Bases 48 to 3320 code for a protein of 1090 amino acids. The transcript is spliced from 25 exons.